UAACAAGAGCGAAACUCCGUCUCAAAAGAAAAAAAAAAAGAAAAACCUGAAUCUAAACGCUAAACAUCUGCUGCAAGGAAUAGCCCCUGCAGUCGUCUUACUCACUGUUGGCGCUGGGCCGUGUUUUCUGUGUCUCCGGUAAACAAACCUUAUGGUGGACCACUAUUUGAGUAUAAUUAAGUUGAAAAUAAACUGCGCUCAUGAUACUUAACCUUUAAAUACUUGGUGAAGCAUCUCUUAAAGACAAAAAUGUUGUCCUGCUAAACCACAAUACUAGUAUUUCUCCUGAGAAAAUUAAAAAUAAUACGGUCAUCCGCUGCCUACUCUGUAAUGCCUAGAAUUCUCGAUGUUGUUCCAACAUUACGGUGUUGGGUAUUGGGGGGACUAAGAGCCAUUCCAGGUUUCUACAUUCCCACCGUUAAUGUCUUAGUGUCUUUUCAGCUGGAACGGUUCCUAUCAUUCCUCUAGCAUAUUGCCUUUGGCAUUGUUUUCUCAUGAUAUGUUUAAAUAUCCCUCCAUUUCUUGCUGCUUCCUAUGAACCAGUAGUUGAAUUCAGAGGAGAGGUUGGCAGAGGGCGGACAGUAAGUACCUUAUGCUUUGGGAGCCACGAAGUCUUAGAUUACUGAGUCACUUCCUGUCCCAUCCUUCUCUAGCUGUUAGCUGUUCCUUCUCUGCUCUGUACUAGUGGCAAGCCACAGCCCAUUUCUCAUAAGGUCAACGGGCAGCUGCCUUUAGAGGUUGUAGAUUUACUCUAAAGUCCCACAGGGCUGUUCUCUGAGUCUCAUCCGUGCCUGCCAGAGGCUUCCAGCGGAACCUGUGUACCAUGGACACUGUGUCACUGGGUCUGCUGCAUCAUCUCCACCGAGUGCCUAAGAAGCUUGUCCUGCACCUGAACUGCCCGGAUCCACUGGCAGCCUUAUAGGUUUUAUGAGGUGCCGUAACUUGGGGGUGCGUAUUGGAGGGGAUGUCUUUAUGUAAUCCAGGCUACUGAACUCACAGAAACCGGCCCCUGAAUCCCAAGCCCUGUAUUCUUUAUGUUUCAUAUGAAGAAAAUCGAGAUCCAGCCAUCCCUGCAUCAGGAGGGCAGGAGACUGCGCUAUCCACAGAGGUUCACAAGCCGCCCUGCAGCAGCCUUGGCCUCAGGAACGGAGCCUUCAGACGUUCCCAUCAGCCUCCCAGGAUGGCAGCCCCUGACCUGGCCCACAGAGGUCAUUUUUCUAAGGACUUAGUCUGCCUUCAUGAAGAACAGACCCAGGCAGCAGGGAUGUUGGCUGGCUGGCUGAUAGAUUCUUAUCAGGACUCGGUGACCUUUGAUGACGUGGCUGUGGACUUCACCCAGGAGGAAUGGACUUUACUGGACCCAUCUCAGAGAGACCUCUACAGGGAUGUGAUGCUGGAGAACUAUGAAAACCUGGCCUCAAUAGGACAUCACCUGUUCAAACCCAGUGUGAUCUGUUGGCUGGAGAAGGAAGGGCAGUUGAGGGCAGGGCAGAGAGGAGUUCUCCAAGAAUGGCAAGUUAAAAGCAAAGGAUCAGCACUUCAGCAGGACAGAGCUUGGUUCAGAGCAUCAGAUGAGACACAAAUGCAGGCAAGAAGCCACAAUGGAGGGCAGCUCUGUGACCGGAUGCAGUGUGGAGAGGCUGUCAGUGAGCCCUCAGAUCUCAGCACACAUGUGAGAACUCAAAAUACAGAAUACAGUUGUGUGUCUAACCAUUAUGGAAAAGACUUUUUAAUUUCACACCAGAAAACCUUGUGCAAAGCUGGAGGGCAGUUUUCUGUGUUGGAUCAGUGUGGAAAAGCCUUCAGCCCCACUCCAAAUAUUGUUUACCAGCAAACAUGCACUUGGGACAAAUCUUUUGACUACAGCAACUGUGGGAAAGCAUACCUUAAGCAGACAAACCUUCAGAGUCACAUGAGAACUCACAACAGAGAAGGAGCAUGUAAAUGGGGGCAGUGUGGGGAGGCUCUCACUCACUCCCCAGGCUGUGCCACACCUGUUCAAAUGCAUGCUGUAAGGAAUCCUCAUGUAUGUAGGGAAUGUGGGAAGGCCUUUAGAUACACUGCAUACCUUACUAGUCACAUGCAGAUGCACACUGGCGAGAAGCCCUGUGAAUUUAAAGAAUGUGGAAAAUCCUCCCCUAUUUCCUCAAGCCUGACUCAACAUGUAAGCAUUCAUGCUGCAGAGAAGCCCUGUGAAUGUAAAGAAUGCGGAAGAGCCGUCACUGGAUGCUCAGGUCUUUCUCAGCACGUCCAAACACACACUAGAGAGAAGCCCUACGAAUGUAAGGACUGUGGGAAAGCCUACAGUAGGUUUUAUCUACUGAGUGAACAUUUAAAAACUCACAUGAGGGAGAAGCCCUUUGCAUGUGUGGUUUGCAGAAAAUAUUUUAGAAAUUCCUCAUGCCUUACUAAUCACCUUCGAAUUCACACUGGAAUAAAACCCUACACGUGCAGCUACUGUGGGAAGGCCUUCACUGUGCGCUGUGGCCUGACUAGACAUGUACGAACGCACACGGGCGAGAAGCCAUACAUGUGUAAGGACUGUGGGAAAGCCUUCUGUACAUCCUCAGGCCUUACUGAGCAUGUCAGGACUCACACUGGAGAGAAACCCUAUGAAUGUAAAGACUGUGGGAAAUCCUUCACUGUUUCUUCAAGCCUGACUGAACAUGUGAGAAUCCAUACAGGAGAGAAACCCUAUGAAUGUAAGCAGUGUGGCAAAGCUUUCACGGGGCGCUCAGGCCUUACGAAACACGAGCGGACACACACCGGGGAGAAGCCCUACGAAUGUAAGGACUGUGGGAAAGCCUACAACAGAGUUUAUCUACUGAAUGAGCAUGUGAAAACUCACACAGAGGAGAAGCCCUUUAUAUGUAUGAUAUGUGGGAAGUCCUUCAGAAAUUCCUCAUGCCUGAAUAAGCACAUUCAAAUUCACACUGGAAUAAAACCUUACGAAUGUAGGGACUGUGGGAAAACCUUCACCGUUUCUUCGAGCCUAACUGAACAUGUGCGAACUCACACUGGAGAGAAGCCUUAUGAGUGUAAAACAUGUGGAAAGGCCUUCACCACGUCCUCACACCUUAUCGUGCAUGUAAGAACCCACACUGGAGAGAAACCCUACAUAUGUAAGGAGUGUGGAAAAGCCUUCGCUUCCUCCUCACACCUCAUUGAACACAGAAGGACUCACACGGGUGAGAAACCCUACAUAUGUAACGAAUGUGGGAAGGCCUUCCGUGCCUCCUCUCACCUGCGUAAACAUGGAAGAAUUCACAUGGGACAGAAACCCUAUAAAUGUCAGGACUGUGGGAAAGCAUAUAAUCAGUUUUGUCUCCUAAAAGAACAUUUAAAAACUUACACUGAAGCGCAGCUUUUUGUAUGUAAGGACUGUGGGAAGUCCUUUAAGAAUUCCUCAUGCCUUAACCAUCACACUCAAAUUCACACUGAUGAGAAACCUUACUAAUAUAAGGAACGUGGGGAAGCCCUCAGUUACACUCGCUCACGCUGAAGACAUGAAAGAUGUCUUGCUCCUCGGUGCCCGUGACCAGGUCGUCAGCAUCUGAUCACAGCCUGGCAUGCAGGAAGGCACCCGGGGCCCUAGAGCAUCAGGACAGUGGAAGCCCUAGUGUUCUCUCAGGUCUUGCAAAAUACAGACGGUAUCCAGUGGAUAGGACUCUGCUAAUGUGUGAUAGGUGCGGUGUUGCUUUGAGGUUCUGCACAGUGCUGUGACGAUCCUUUGUGAUGUCACACUGGAGAAAACCUUAGGAAGGUGAGGAUUGUUAGGAGGUCGUUUUCAUAUGACAUCAUUCCUCAGCCUUUAGUAAACGCAGGGAUUGACACUUGAAGUAUUGUGAAUGUACAGAAGAUACGAAUUGCUUCUCUGUGUCCUGAAACAUUGUAGGCUAACAGAGACUUGUCUUUCCAGGGGUUCUGUAGAUGUAUUUUGAACUUUUAUGAUGCUGCACUGAUCCUUCUUGGAGUGAUGACUCUGUUCC
Messenger RNA from Saimiri boliviensis boliviensis (Bolivian squirrel monkey), 3989 nucleotides. The record is from RefSeq and is a predicted model, not a curated record. NCBI's taxonomy places the organism in Eukaryota, Metazoa, Chordata, Mammalia, Primates, Cebidae.